UCCCAACACACAAAGCAGUGAGUGAGAGUGAACGCAAAAAGCAUUGCAGAGAGAGAAAAGCCAAUUUUCCAGAGGGAGAAAACAAUACAGCUGAAACGACGACGGGGUUUGAUAGAUGACUGUUAUUGAAGUCGAUGGUGCUGCCGGCGGAGGUGGCGGAAAUGAAGGGGAGGUUGUGGUGGUCGGGGUGAAGUUGGACUCAGCGAGCAGGGAGCUGCUCACGUGGUCCCUGGUCAAGGUCGCACAGCCUGGUGACCGUGUCACUGCUGUUCACGUUCUCGAUUCCAUCGCCGAGGGUCCAUCGUCGCUGCUCUCUCUGGUGAAGACAUUCGAUUCAGUGUUGUCUGUCUAUGAAGGUUUCUGCAGCUUAAAACAGGUAGAGUUGAAGCUAAAAGUCUGUAGAGGAUCAAAAGUAAAGAAAAUGCUAGUAAGAGAAGCCAAAGCGUCUGGUGCGGCUAAAGUAGUUGUCGGAAUUUCUAAGAUUCCUCAUACGAUCCGGUCAUCAAUCUCUGUUGCAAAGUAUUGCGCCAGAAAAUUGUCUUCAAAUGUCUCUGUUUUCGCUUUUGAUAGCAGCAAAGUUGUUUUCCAAAGAGAAGCAGUGAAAUUGAGUCAGGAGAACUGGAUUUGCUCUCCAAAAUCUGAUCCAGAUAGCAGAAGCAAAUCUCUGGAAAAGAACUGCAAAAGUUCUGCGAUGGCACCGGUGUUGCAAAAGAAUUAUGGAAUUCAAUUGUGUGAGAAGUCACAAAGUGAUGGUGGUCAGGAUAAUUCAUUGGCUAUAGUACCAUUUCAAACAGGUGAGUUGGUUUCAAGUUCAUAUUCACCUGAGUCGAAGCAAGGUUGGCAGUUGCUUCAACAUAUAUUUUUACCAAAGCCGCGACUGGCAAAGAAAUCUCCCACAAAGAAGACGUCUGUGUUUCAGUGGGUACUAGGACUGCCAAGUCGAUACCCUUCUUCCUAUGUUCACCCGGAUCAAAAACAGAAUAAUUCUGAUGCGGUGGAAGAUCAUACUUCUAGUUUGGAUGGGGAGAAUGGUGCAAUUGUGCCAGUUGGUUCUGAGGUUCUACGGUCUCCUGUAUCCCCUUCCCAUGACUUAAGUGAAAUUCCUAAAGAAUUGCUAGGUCUACAUGAGAAAUACUCAUCCACAUGUAGAUUGUUCAGCUACAAGGAGCUUUCAAUGGCAACCUCCGACUUCAAGCCUGAGAACUUGGUUGGUAAAGGCGGUAGUGGUUAUGUCUACAGAGGAUAUCUCCAAGAUGGCAAGGAACUGGCAGUAAAAAUCUUGAAGCCAUCUGAGGAUGUAUUGAAGGAGUUUGUCUCUGAAAUUGAGAUCAUCACACAAUUACACCACAAGAAUAUAAUAUCCCUGUUUGGAUUUUGUUUUGAGAACAACAAUCUAGCCCUGGUCUAUGAUUUUCUAUCAAGAGGAAGCCUAGAGGAGAAUCUUCAUGGUAAGUACAAAGCAUUUUGCUGGAGAGAGAGAUAUAAAGUGGCAGUGGGUGUUGCUGAGGCACUGGAAUAUUUACAUAAUGGCUCUGCCCAACCUGUGAUCCACAGAGAUGUGAAAUCAUCUAACGUUCUUUUAUCUGAAGAUUUCGAGCCUCAGCUUUCAGAUUUUGGGCUUGCUAGUUGGGCCUCAACUUCGUCAUCCCUCAUAACUUGCACAGAUGUUGCAGGAACUUUUGGUUACCUGGCACCAGAGUAUUUCAUGCAUGGCAAAGUGAGUGACAAAAUGGAUGUUUAUGCGUUCGGUGUUGUACUUCUGGAGCUUCUUUCUGGUAGAAAGCCAAUAUGUGAUGAGCAGCCUAAGGGGCAGGGGAGCCUUGUUAUGUGGGCAAGACCUAUUCUAAAGGACAGUAAAAUUUCCCGACUGCUAGAUCCACGUUUAAGCAACAGCUAUGAUUACGGCCAGAUCGAGAGAAUGGUGUUAGCUGCUUCCCUUUGCAUCAGGCGUUCACCCAAAUCCCGCCCUCAAAUUACCGUUGUUUUGAAACUCCUCCAAGGUGAUGAGCAGGUGACAAAUUGGGCCAGGCAACAAGUAAGUGCAGCUGAAGUUGAUGAGAUGGAUGAAGACGCAGUUCCCACUAACAUCCAAUCCCAUAUAAAUCUUGCACUGCUAGAGUUAGAGGAUGAUUCAUUCUCUAUUAGCAGCAACGAGCAAAGUGUUUCUUUAGAGGAUUACCUGCAAGGGCGAUGGUGCCGGACGUCGAGUUUUACGUGACCAUUUCCCCCCGUAAAGUACAUUUGUUGCUGCUUUUUAUAUGUGACAUUUUCCCCUUCUUCUGUACAUAUCUUUCCAUCGGUUUGUCAAUCAUUUUUCGGUUUAAUCUCUUCAGAUUCGGUCCUGGAAGAGAGGCUGUUCAAAAGGUUUGCCCCUUCCUGGACUUGGAAACUGAGUCACAGUCCUCUUCUGUGGACCAGUCUUGGUUCUGAAUCUUCUCUGAGUUUCCGUAUAAACAAGUUGCGCAGUGGAUAUGUAGCAGUGACACAACAAGUGUAUUCAUCAAGUCUUUAAAGAAUCAAUUUUUAUA
Messenger RNA from Tripterygium wilfordii, 2528 nucleotides. Its product is annotated as serine/threonine-protein kinase PBS1-like. The transcript has 9 exons. Bases 116 to 2218 code for a protein of 700 amino acids. Gene Ontology annotation, molecular function: ATP binding; protein kinase activity. The record is from RefSeq and is a predicted model, not a curated record. Gene Ontology annotation, biological process: protein phosphorylation. NCBI's taxonomy places the organism in Eukaryota, Viridiplantae, Streptophyta, Magnoliopsida, Celastrales, Celastraceae.